This is a messenger RNA of Macrobrachium nipponense, 2352 nucleotides long. RefSeq names its product carbohydrate sulfotransferase 13-like. Gene Ontology annotation, biological process: carbohydrate biosynthetic process. Gene Ontology annotation, cellular component: membrane. The transcript is spliced from 8 exons. Gene Ontology annotation, molecular function: sulfotransferase activity. The record is from RefSeq and is a predicted model, not a curated record. Bases 278 to 1786 code for a protein of 502 amino acids. Lineage: Eukaryota; Metazoa; Arthropoda; Malacostraca; Decapoda; Palaemonidae.
UUUGUUGUUGAUAUAUAAACACCCCCAUUAAUAUUUGUUUGAAAGUACUAAGAAAUAAAAGUGAAAAAUUAUCUCCUUCUGCUCUGACUAUUUUGUGCGAUAUUUAGGAGGAAAUUAUUCUGAUUAUUUUGUGUAUUUUGGAGAAAAUCAUAUAAGUGAAAAUAAAUUUCGGUGACAUGAUUGUGAGAUGACAACCUGAGGUACCUGAAGGAUAUCACAUGAGAGAAGAGGAAGUUUACUACCACCUUGUGGGAGAACGAGCAGUACACCUCCUCAGAUGUUGGCUGUGCGUAACUUCAAGUCCAUCUUCCGCCUGGUGUUCCUCACCAUUUUCACCACCUACACCAUCCUCUACACACUCAGUUAUGUCAACACCUUGCAGCCAAGGCAGGUCCUUCCAAGGCCAUCCCCCUACAUGAGUCACUAUAGGGGAAAUCUAGCCGGAAACCAAAGCGUCAUUGAGGUGACUCCAGAGGAUAAUAUGGCGGAUGCAAAAAGAACUUCUGAGGUUGGCGAUCUUGUUAGCAAUGUCACCGCUAAGUCAAUGACAUUUCAGCCAUCGCCAACGGGCUCCGAAGACAUUAUCAGGGAAGCAAUACCUUCUGAUAAAUUAAAAUUGCCAUCUGCUGACCAGUCAGGUGGGAUUAACGAUAAUAAUACCUCGCUGGACAGCGAAGAAAUCCCUGUCGAAACUGGAAGUAGACUUGAGUCAGCCGCCGAAGCUUUUUAUGACGCUUACGCCGAUUUAGACGUAACGUCAGGUUACGACGCUGCUGAAGACGACCUGGAAGAUGAUUACGGUGCAUUCGACUCGUACCAUGACCAGGAGCCGAAUUCUGACUGGCCAAUUACCCUCGAGUUUACGAAUGCUUCUGCCCUGCGUCAGAUCGACUACGAUAAAUACAGUGCAAAUGACAGGGAGUUUUUGAAAAGUAGAUUAGACGUCUUCGAGGAGAGAGCCGCGUUGGUGGGGAAAGUCUGCAAGCUACAGCCUACAUCCCUGCAUGCACCGAGCGGGGCAAACCACCUUGUUUGGGACACGAAGCAUAGGCCUAGUAUAGUGUGGUGUCCUAACUAUAAAGUAGCGUCUACGACCAUGAUGAUGAGUUUCUUGCGUAUUUCUCCUAAUAGCAAAAGAGUACAGAAGAAGAAAACGAAGCGCGUGAAACAGAGCGAUGUGCGACGCAUCUACUGGGCUCCAAAAUCAGGGGAGGAGAAAGCAGAGGUCCUGCGGAAGAGCGCCCGAGUCAUUAUCGUCAGACACCCCUUCACGAGGAUCCUCUCAGCCUACCGCGACAAGAUGACGAAGAUGAAGCCCGGGCCCCGAAAAUUCCACUUCCGGAGGAUGCAGAAGGACAUCAUGGCCAGAUAUAGGCCUACCAACUCUUCCGUCGACUCCCCUUUCCCGACUUUCCCCGAAUUCGUCAGCUACAUCAUCGAUGCGACUCGAAGCCUCAGGUCCAGUACCGACUGGAGAGAAAAGACGAAAUGUUGGACAGCUUACUGGGCUCACUGCAAUGUCUGCACGACAGACUACAAUGUCAUCAUGAAGCUGGAGACCUUAGAUGAUGACAAGAGAUUCCUUGUGACCCUGUCUGACCUGGAUGAGCUGAAAGAGAAGUCACCUGAGGAUUGGUUACACCUGAGGAACGCGACCUCCCAUGACCUGGCACCCAAAUACUACAGUCAGCUGACGCGAGACCAGAUCCUCGGCCUCUACAACAGUUAUAAGCUCGACUUUGAACUGUUCGAUUAUCACAUAGACGAUUAUCUUUCUCUCGUCUAGAGAAUUAAGUCAUUUCAAAGGACUUUUGAAAUGCCUUUUAUGAAUUAUGUUCCUUCUAGACGUUUGGAAUUCUAGGAUUCUGGCGUCAGUUUUAAGUAUAAGCAAGAAGCAUGUCUUCACCUGAUCGUGACUUUUUUUACAAUGUCUUCUUAAAUCUAGUCAUUGUCCUAAAUGACUAUAGACUCAUUAACAGAAACAUAUACGUGAAAUUAAAUAGAGUUUUAUAUAAAUUAACCUUUGAUUUCAACUUUUAAGUGCUUGCACAAAUUAACUGUUCGUAAAUGUACCAAAUGGUAACAAAUCAAAAAAUACAAAAAUGCUAUACCCUAAUCAUGAAAUCUUAUGCCUACUGCUCUAACGUAAUAAUUCAAUAUAAACUGCUCAUUAUCCUAAUUUGAAAGGAAAUUGAUUGCCACGUAAAUGAUUAUUAGUAAUUAAAAGAAUAUACUGAAGGGGAAACCACACCAUUUAUUGCAGAUACAGAAUGACGAGUGCACGCGAAUAUCUGAAUUGUGUACAUGAAAUAUGGAAGAAAUGUUUAGACAGUGGUGUGACUGAUAACUGAA